ACCAUGGCGGUGAAGAUCUCCUUGUGGCAUCAUUGCAUCCAAGCCAUCCAGUCCCGGGAGACACCCAAGAUCCAGGACUACCAGAGGGCUGAGAAUGUCCUACUGACCAUACUUGAGAGGGUCCAGGAGCUGGACUCCAGGUUUCGGGUGGAUUACUCCAGGGAUCUAGAGGCCUUCCAAUUUGCCCUGCGUACUUCUGAGGAUGACCUGAUUAUGGAAGUGCCCCUGUGGGUGGAUUCUGACACCCUUUUGGCCCAAGAGGCAAUAGAUGGUCAGCUUGCGGGAAGAAGGAUACAGGAAAACCUUCCCAGCCCAGCUUCCUACACUCUGGGGGUUCCUCACGAUGUGGCUGGCUUAGAGAAGUGGAUGACUGAGGAUGUCUUUAGCCCAUCUGAGAACACUGAAUGCCAAGGCUACAUCCUGCCCAGCAAAGUCCUUAAGCGGCUGAAAGACCUUCUUGUGGCUGCUAUUGUCCACUGCAAGCACCACUGUCUCAUCAUGCCAGGUUCCCUGAAUGCAGCGAAUUUGAAGGAAGAAGAUCUCCACAUGUCCUUACUGGUGUCCAGUGGUUGGAGAAUGAUCCGGUUCAACAUUAUUCCUGUGGUGAAGAAGAACCACAAGAUUCUUCACCUUCAAAGGAAGCACCUUGCCCAGGGCUUCCCGGAUGGCAGCUUGGAGAAAGUUCAACGCCAAGGAGCCGACCUGAUACCCUUGAGCUCCCAUCAUUGGCGGAUCUCCACGGACAACCUCGUUACCAAACUCCUCAACAUUGUGGGUUCCCUCCAAGGGUACCGUCUGGACAGCCUCUCCAUCUUGGAUCGGGUCAACAAUGAGAGCUGGCGAGAAGGGGGCAAGAAGGCUGGCCUCACAUUUGACCACCUGAAGAUGGUGCUGCUAUGGGCCACUGAACUCUUCCCUUCCCCAGAAGACUGGAGCGACCUGGAGGGCUCCGUGUACCGGCUCCUGGUGAUCCUGCUCUGCUGCCUGGCCACCAAAAACCUGCCUCACUUCCUCUUCCCCCAGCACAACCUUCUCCAAGGCCAAGGUCUUGACCUGAACUCUCUGUACCAACAAGUUGAAAAAUUUGCCAGCCAGCCAGAGCAGUUCCUUAAGAUCCAUGUGACCCACCUGUUCCCCAGCCCCCCGAGGAUAGACAACGGUAUCAAGGCAUUCCUGCAGCUGCCUGCCAACGACCAAACCUACUGGGAUACUGCCUAUUUCGAUGUCCUCCUGGAUAAGUUCCAGGUCUACAACGUUCAAGAUAAAGAUCGGAUUUCAGCGAUGCAAAAUAUCUUCUUGAAGACCAAGAAAUUAGAGAAUUGUGCAAGCUGA
Trichosurus vulpecula (common brushtail) is the source of this 1332-nucleotide messenger RNA. It is a transcript of the gene MAB21L4, whose product is annotated as mab-21 like 4. The transcript has 5 exons. The coding region runs from base 4 to 1332 and encodes 442 amino acids. The record is from RefSeq and is a predicted model, not a curated record. Lineage: Eukaryota; Metazoa; Chordata; Mammalia; Diprotodontia; Phalangeridae.